GUGCGUCAUCACUAGUUUUCCAGUACACAGAUCCCAAUCCCCUCCUCCUCACCCUCACUCCGGCAGACAGAUCCCAACUCCACCGCCACCGCCACCGCGUCCGCUUGCCGCCGGCGGCCGCACAGCUAGAGGGAGGGCUGCCGGGCGCGGUGAGGUCAGCCUGAUCGGGCUGGUGAACCGGAUCCAGUAGGCGUGCACCGUGCUCGGCGACCACGGCGGCGGCGCCGGGGCGUCGCUCUGGGAGGCCCUCCCCUCCGUUGCCGUCGUCGGAGGCCAGAAUUCUGGGAAGUCGUCCGUGCUCGAGAGCAUUGUCGGUAGGGACUUCCUGCCCCGUGGAUCUGGGAUGAGGAGGCCUCUGGUGCUGCAGCUGCACAAGACGAAGGGCGGCCAGGAGUACGCCGAGUUCCUCCACGCCCCGCGGAAGCGCUUCUCCGACUUCCGUGGACCACCCUGUUUAGAUUCCUAGAUCCACCACCGCCUUCAGUCAGCUCGCCAGUUUAGAUCUCCACUACGUGCUCAUAGCUUCCGCUCCGCAAGCUCGCGCUUCAGCAGAGAUGCAGAGGCCGGUGGAUUUCAAGCUCCCCCACUUUUUCAACUACCCGCCCUACUUUACUUUGCAGCCUGUGAGAGAAACACGUGAAAAGCAAGUGCAGCUAUGGAAAGAGCUGAUACUUGAUUACUGUAGAAGUCAAAAGAUGUAUAUAAUCUCCCUGGAAGAAGAUUUUCCGUUGUUCUCCAAUCCAAAGAUUGAGAGAUCUCUAAGCUAUGAAGCAAAGGAGGCGUUCCUUGCAGCUCUUGUUAGUGAAGGUCGCGCAGAGUGGGUUGACAAAAGUCACAAGAAGUGUCUCAUUCUUUGGCUGCGGAUUCAAGAUUGGGCUAACUACAUAGUAGACUUUGUAAAGGAAAAUGGGUUGGAAGUGACAACAAUUGAGGAUAUACGCUCUGGAAUUGAAACGCAUGGGACUGAGAUGUCGUCGUAUGUUGUGUACAAGGACGAGGUUUCCGGAGUGUACGACGACUGGGAGGAGUGUCAGAGACAGGUUCAUCAUUUCAGCGGUAACAAUUACAAAGGAUACACCACUAGGGCGGAGGCUAAAGCUAGAUACGCGCGCUAUCUAGCGGGAGAGAGGAGGGAGCGGAGGAGGAAUCAUAUGAAGAUCAGUUUCAUCGCGAUGAUGCUCUAUGUGAUGGUAGUUUAGAUAUCGACUUGUAAUGUGAAGACAAACUCGCUACUCGCGGUCUCGAGACUUGUAAUGUUUUAAGUUUGUUCGGUACUUUGAAUUUGAAGAAUAAUACGAUGAAUCGUAUUCGGAGACUAA
Molecule: messenger RNA, 1319 nt
Organism: Hordeum vulgare subsp. vulgare (domesticated barley)
Lineage: Eukaryota; Viridiplantae; Streptophyta; Magnoliopsida; Poales; Poaceae
Product: vacuolar protein sorting-associated protein 25-like
Exons: 9
Coding region: 555-1199 (214 amino acids)
Biological process (GO): protein transport to vacuole involved in ubiquitin-dependent protein catabolic process via the multivesicular body sorting pathway
Cellular component (GO): ESCRT II complex
Molecular function (GO): structural molecule activity; protein homodimerization activity
Source: RefSeq, a predicted model, not a curated record